AUGCAUGCAUCACAAAAAUAUCAAGGAUACAUGAAAAUUGGCGAAGUUUUACAUGUCGAAGGACCGUAUAUUUGUCUGGAAGCAUUGCGUAAAGCAGUUAAGAAAUUACAAGAACGUCAUCCUACUCUACGAAGUCGCCUUCAAAGAAAUCCUCAGAAAGCUAACAGUUAUUUCUUAGAAGAAGAUGAAACACUUGAAUUGAAGAUUAUCGAAAUAGAACGAAAACGAUGUGAUCAUCUGACAUUUUGGAAAAAAGAAUGGCGACAACGAGAAAAAUCAACAACAGCAAUUGGUCAAGGUUUAGCUGAAUUGUGGCUUUUACAGGAUCCACAAGAUAAAGAUGAUAUUUCUAGUCCAAGAGAAAUUGUAUUUAUUUGUGAACAUAGUAUUUGUGAUGCUUUAUCAUUGAAUAAUGCUGCACAUGAACUUCUCAUCGGUUUAUCUCAUGAAAAUCAUCAAAUUUUUGCUAAAUCAUUAGAUUGGCCAAUAACUAUGGAAACAGCAAUACGAACAAGCCUCUCGCGAUCAAAUAGAACGUUAUCACUUGUUAAACUCAUUAUUCGAGCUUUAAGCACACGUGUAACAACAAGUCGAUCGAAAAUAGCAAAAAUACCCUUAGGGAAUGUUGAUAUUGCAUUAGGCGACAUGGCCAAUCUUUGUCAUACAGAAACUUGUUAUGCUAUAUUAAACAAAGAACAAACACAACAAUUAAUUGAUAAAUGUCGUCAAGAGAAGGUAACUAUUACAUCUACUGUUUGUAGUGCUAUUCUAUGUGCAAUUAAUGCAUUAAUCAAUGCUGAUGGACAAGCUGAAUCAAGUCUUAUGGAAUUAUCUAUGACAGCUGAUACUCGUCGACGAUAUGUACCACCUAUUGGCAAUCAUGAUUUAUGUAAUCAUGUAUCAAGUAUGAUACCAUUCGUUGUGUCAACCAGAGAUAUGUUAACGAGAUACACUGAUCUAUGGCAACUUGCACGAACAUUUGGAGGACAUACAAAGAAAUGUAUUGAUGAUAAUCAAAUUCUUGCUCUUGGUAUCAUUAUUGGAAGAAUGUUUUCAAAGAGUUUAAAUUCGCCUAAAGCUGCUGAUUUUCCUACUUGUGGUAUAUCGAGUUGGGGAAUAUUACCAUUUGAUGAACAAUACGGACAAUGGAAAUUUGAAGGAAUGACUCCAAUUAUUAAUAUGGUUCAAGGUUUUAUGCCUUUUAUUACAAUUCAAACUGUUAAUGGAAUAUUAUCAAUUAUGUUCUCAGGUCCUCAUCCUGUUAUUCCUUUCAAUGUUCUCGAACAAUUACGUCAAUCGACAAUAGACAAACUCUUAUCUUUACUGUAG
This is a messenger RNA of Rotaria sp. Silwood1, 1329 nucleotides long. The record is from the annotation of a GenBank genome assembly. NCBI's taxonomy places the organism in Eukaryota, Metazoa, Rotifera, Eurotatoria, Philodinida, Philodinidae.